AUGAACUCUUCAAAUUCUUCUGACAUUUAUUCCAUAAAUUCAUUCAGCUAUUUGAAUCAAACAUCACAAGGUGUAAUUUCAGGUAACUCUACCUUGGCAAAUGUUAUAAACUUUCCUUAUAGAUUAGGACUAUCCUUUGUGGGUGCUGUACACUUACAAUACGAGCAAACUGUCAUAUCUGAGGAGAUUUCUCCCACUUUAAGAUCCGUGUUUGAUACAAUAGGGUUCUUUUUCAGUCCUUAUGCCAUAUUUUGCUUUGUAAUCGCUAUUUUACUGAACCGAUUCGUCGUAUUUUAUGCUGUUCUCACAAACGGUGCUAGGCGUACAUUACCGAUAUGGUUAAUCAAUGCUUUUCACAUAUCAGCGGUAGUUAUUUUGACAACGGUAUCCAUAGGCCCUUUGUUCUUGGGAAGCACUUACAACACACUAGGAGACCAUGGUUUUGCCCAAGGAAAAGUUUUACUGAAUAUAUUUUAUGCUUUUGCGUACUCCUAUUGUGUUGAAACCAUAUUCACAAUUAUGCGCAAUUCCACUCCUUUGGAAGGUACCGAUUAUUCUUUGUUUGAACUUUCAAUUCAAUUUUACACGAUGACCAAUAAUAACAUUAAACUUAUAGAUUCUCCCGAUUACAUUAUAGAUUGUUCAAUGGCUAUCUUGAGCAGAAUACUAAUCCACCUGGUAGAAAUUUUCAGGCUCAGACAUUAUCGAUUAAUUUUCAGUACUAUUAUGAACCUCUGUCAUAUUUUUUACUUGGGUAUAAGAAUCAAGCAAGAUGGCUGGAGGAGCCUUCCAUUUUCAGUGAAAUUUAGACACUUCCCAAAAUUAUUCUCAAUCUUCAUCAUCUGCAUAUCAUUAUUGAUUUUUGAGCUGUCAUGCUUAGUCAGAUGGGAUCCAUUUGGAAAGUCUCAUAACUCUUGUGAACUUUUACAAUUUUACCCACUCAGUAGAAAUUGGAAAAAGUAUCUAAAUUACACAGGAGAAGAAGAUUUUUCAGCCAUGGCCACUAAGUUUGCACUACUAUUGUGCUCAGGGACUGAACUAAUGGAGAAGGGUAUACGAAGAGAAUUUCCUACUGUUAAUAUCCCGGGCAGUGUUAAUGAAAGGUUCUUCAUUAGUGGCUAUUUAAAUGAACUUGCCAAACCAUUAAAGGAGGAUAUGCCUAUUGAUUGCUCAGAAAACCAUUCAUCGAUAUCAAAGCAUAGACUUUUUUCUAUAUUACCGAAUUUUUUAAUAUUCGUAAUGAAGAAGUUUGUAGGUCUAGUGUUCUUUAUCUUUAAAGAUAACAAGAACCAGGAAGAUCGCGAUAACGAGACAUCAAAAUUAUUAAAGGCCGGUGGAACGGGUUUUUUGGAUAAUAACGAACGUAAAAAUGUCGACCACAAAGAUGUUACUGAAUUACUGAACACAUCCGAUGAAGACUUUUCUGAAGAUUACGAACCUUCUGAAGUCGAGUCACUCAAGGAUUUCGAUGAGGAGUAUUUGAAUGAAGGCUCACCUGAUUUUAGCGAUACGCGGGACACCCUGCUUGAUUUAUUCUCUGCACAAGAUGCUGAAGUUCCUACAGAUUAUAAUUGGGUCGUUUCAACUAGUCAUAUUCUUCAACAAAAGCUACUGCUAAAUAAACCUAUGACAAGAGCAUAUUUCGUAAAAACAACAUCAAGAGAAGCGAAUGAGCCUUUUGGCACAGAGACUGAUUUUGAUUUAUCUUGUGCAGUAUGCAAAGUCAAUGAAAGAAAUACAAUACUAUGGCCUUGUCGAUGUUUUGCUCUUUGUGAAGACUGUAGAAUUUCUUUGGGCUUACGUGGUUUCAGCACUUGUGUAUGUUGCAGGGGUAAAGUUCAUGGGUACUGUAAAGUUCACCAAUUUUCUGAAAAUAAGUAA
Saccharomyces mikatae IFO 1815 is the source of this 1881-nucleotide messenger RNA. It is a transcript of the gene ASI1, whose product is annotated as putative ubiquitin-protein ligase ASI1. The record is from RefSeq and is a predicted model, not a curated record. Gene Ontology annotation, biological process: ubiquitin-dependent protein catabolic process; protein ubiquitination. The coding region runs from base 1 to 1881 and encodes 626 amino acids. NCBI's taxonomy places the organism in Eukaryota, Fungi, Ascomycota, Saccharomycetes, Saccharomycetales, Saccharomycetaceae. The transcript has a single exon. Gene Ontology annotation, molecular function: ubiquitin protein ligase activity.